Dryobates pubescens (Downy woodpecker) is the source of this 1379-nucleotide messenger RNA. It is a transcript of the gene PRTFDC1, whose product is annotated as phosphoribosyl transferase domain containing 1. The record is from RefSeq and is a predicted model, not a curated record. Gene Ontology annotation, molecular function: hypoxanthine phosphoribosyltransferase activity. NCBI's taxonomy places the organism in Eukaryota, Metazoa, Chordata, Aves, Piciformes, Picidae. The transcript is spliced from 8 exons. Gene Ontology annotation, biological process: purine ribonucleoside salvage. The coding region runs from base 17 to 667 and encodes 216 amino acids.
UUGUGAGGCAUUCCUAAUGGUGCUGUUUGCUGUGCAGAUUUCUGACAACUGGCCUGGAUACAGCCUGGAUUUGUUCACUUACCCCCAGCACUACUACGGGGAUCUGGAGUACGUGCUCAUCCCCCACGGCAUCAUUGUUGACAGGACAGAGCGGUUGGCCAAAGAUAUCGUGCAAGACAUUGGAGACAAUGACAUUGUGGUUCUCUGUGUCCUCAAAGGUGGCUACAAGUUCUGUGCUGACCUCGUGGAGCACAUUAAAAAUCUCAGCAGGAAUUCAGAAAGGUUCAUCUCCAUGAAAGUGGAGUUUGUUAGACUGAGAAGCUACCACAAUGACCAGUCCAUGCAAGAUAUGCAGAUCAUGGGAGGAGAUGACCUUUCAAAGCUGACUGGGAAGAACGUUCUGAUCGUGGAGGAUAUUGUUGGAACUGGAAGGACUAUGAAGGUUCUGCUUAAUAAUAUAGAAAAAUACAGGCCAAAAAUGAUUAAGGUGGCAAGUUUGUUGGUGAAAAGAACAUCUCAGCCUGACGGGUACAGACCAGACUAUUAUGGAUUUGAAAUUCCAGAUCUGUUUGUGGUAGGUUAUGCCUUGGACUACAACGAGCACUUCAGAGACCUGAACCACAUUUGUGUCAUCAACGACCAUGGCAAAGCAAAAUACAGAGUCUGAAGCAGGAGCAGCCUCACCUGAAGAUCUGCAAGCUCAGUGAAGCAGUGAUUUGACUACACUCCCUCAAGCAUCUCCCAGAAGAGCAGAUCAAAUGACUUCUGUUCCUUUCAGCUUAGUAUAAUGAAGGUUUAACUCUAGAGAUACUGAUUAAUAUUUACAGGAGUGAGAGCUUUUAUCUAAACUGUGAAGUAGAAGUUACUACCUUUGUAGAGUAUUCAAAGUGCCACCUAAGAUGCCUUUUUGACUCAUGCUAUGUCUGCCUCGUGUCUCUCUGUGAAUGCAUGUUUGUUGUUCAGACCAUCAUUCUACCCUCUGCAAUCCAUGUGCUUCACUGUGGCACAGCAUCACUCAAAAGUGCCAUUCUGGGGAUUAUUUUACAGGAUGUUACUGACUUCAGCAUCACAGGGUCACAGCUCACAGGAUGUUAGGGGUUGGAAGGGACCUUGGGAGAUCAUCAAGUCCAACCCCCCUGCCAGAGCAGGAGCAUGGAAUCCAGCACAGGUCACACAGAACACAUCCAGACAGGGCUGGAAAGGCUCCAGAGGAGACUCCACAACCCCUCUGGGCAGCCUGCUCCAGGGCUCUGUGAUACUUACAGGGAAGAAGUUCUUCCCCAUGUUGAGGUGGGACCUCCUGUGCUGUAAUUUAUAUCCAUUGUCCCUUGUCCUGUCACAGGGCACAAUGAGCAGAGGCUGUCCCUGUCCCUUCCUUC